AUGGAGUACGUCAUAGAAAGCAUGAGCCGAGAGGAGCUGCGAACCCUGCUGGACGACAACAAAGCCUGGGAGCGAGUUGUGGCCGAAGCUGGCCUGUCCAGGGAUGAGGCAGACGAACUACAGAAAGCUCUGAACAAGCUUUGCAAAGUCAUGGCCGCCGAGGGCACAGAUGGGUUUAAAAAAAAGUUGUCGGAUACAAAGAGGUUAUUGAGAGAGUUUCCUCAGGUGAAGAUGGAGCUUGAAAAAUGUAUAAGAGAGCUCCAUAACCUUGCAGACAAGAUACAGAAGACCCACAGGAAGUGCACCAUCUCCAGUGUGGUGGCCAACUCUACUGGCAUCGUCUCUGGUGCCCUGACCAUCACUGGCCUGGUCUUGGCACCUGUGACAGCAGGUUUCAGUCUGGGGCUCAUGGCAACGGGCACAGGCUUGGGAACAGUAGCUGCAGCUGCUAAUGUGUCCACCACUAUUCUGGACUACUCAAUAACUUUAUCAGCAAAAGUCAGAGCCAGCAAGCUGGCAGCAACUGGAAAUGAUGUACAGAAGGAAGUUUUGAAGACUGUGGUUCAGAACCCGAUCAAAUUGGGUUCCAUCAUAGAGAGCUGCAUCCAAGAUGUACAAGUCAUUAAGAAGAACAUCAAAGCCAUCAAGCUGGCCCAUGCCAACCCUAAAUUGGCAGCCAAUGCCAAGGUUUUCACGGCUGGUGGAAACCUCUCGAUCCAGGAAAGUUUGGAGGUGCAGAAAGCCUUUAAGGACACUGUACUCUCAAUGACCAAAGGAGCCCGAAUCAUGGGUAUGGCCACCACAGGCCUGUCCCUUCUGGGAAACGUGGUCAGCCUUGUGAGAGAAUCAAAGCACUUGUAUGAGGGGGCAAAGGCAGAGUCAGCUGAAGAGCUGAGGCUGAAGGCUGAGAUGAUGGAGAUGCAGCUGGAGGCUCUCAUUCAGGUCUAUGAGAUUCUGCAGAGCCUGGGGCAGGAAAAGCCUCAGCAGUACAGGGAGCAGGAGGGCUGUCAAAAGGGGGGAAGCAUUUUAUGA
Molecule: messenger RNA, 1032 nt
Organism: Elephantulus edwardii (Cape elephant shrew)
Lineage: Eukaryota; Metazoa; Chordata; Mammalia; Macroscelidea; Macroscelididae
Product: apolipoprotein L2-like
Exons: 2
Coding region: 1-1032 (343 amino acids)
Biological process (GO): lipoprotein metabolic process; lipid transport
Cellular component (GO): extracellular region; membrane
Molecular function (GO): lipid binding
Source: RefSeq, a predicted model, not a curated record